Rhagoletis zephyria (snowberry fruit fly) is the source of this 802-nucleotide messenger RNA. RefSeq lists its product as uncharacterized. The record is from RefSeq and is a predicted model, not a curated record. NCBI's taxonomy places the organism in Eukaryota, Metazoa, Arthropoda, Insecta, Diptera, Tephritidae.
ACUACUGGAGCACAACAAAAGAAAUCAGAGAACUAUGAGGAUCUCAAAAAAGCCGGAUCUUGCAUACAUGAAGGGAAAACAUGUUGUCAUUUCAUUCUGGAAGGCAUGAGAAAGUAUUUAUUGUAUGGCGUGCCAUUAGAUUUGUUAAGCACUAUCACCAAGGGAAGACCACCACGAAGUUUAGAAGAACUGAAAAUGAUACGUUUCAAUAUGACUAAAUUUUUUCUGUCCUAUGUGGGAAUAUAUAGACUAUCCAGCUGUGUGCUAACUCGCUAUUCAAACUCAACUUAUGGUACACCACAACAUCUGCUAGCAGCUGGUUUGGGCGGCCUUUCAUACUUCUUUCUGGGCAAGAUAACAUUCAGCGUGCUGGCUCUUGUGGUAGCUACUCAAGCGGCUUGGCAAUUUUAUUGUAAUCAACAUAAUAAACAACCUGAAGGUAGACUGUUUGCGUUCCUCAAAAGAGUUCCGUUCGCCAAGUUGAUGAUACAAUUAAAUAUUGCCUAUUUGGCGCACAGUUAUGUCUUCAAACACGAAGCUAUGUCCAAAUUAGCGAAAGGAUUUUUUCGUGGCAUAACUGAUAACAGAUUUGAACGCAUAUAUCAACAUCUGUUAAAUUUGUUUACUGAACAUGAAAAAGUGCGGUUUUAAUUUAAAUGUUUUUACUGUUUUUAUAAUUGUGAUUUUCACACAAUUCCAGCCUUUCUGGAAUGAACUCGUCAAAAUUUUAUUGAAUUUUAAUGUUGUUUAAUCGCAAUGUAAACGCCUCCAUUUUCCAAAGUGAAUAAAGAAAUGGAACUAA